AUGUGUUCAGCUCCUUCCGGGACGUCUUUUAAUCCACCAGCAGCAUCGAAGCAGACCGUAGCUCAGACGCAUUACACGGAACGUGGAAACUGUGCCAAGGCAGCGUGCAGCGGUGCCCCUUUACGCACGGAUGGUCUGAUCGUACCUAUCGAAAGUGGUCUUGCUAUGGUGUGGCAGCUUCGUGAGAGGUUGGAUGGAGCGAGUCGAUUCACGGACAGCGCGGAACUGUUUCAGCAGCCGGCGUCAAGACAGGAGGGCUCUGUAGUCAUCCCUUUGGCUACCCUCGGUGACAGGAGAGGGCCACCAAACUGCCAGCGAGCAUAA
Molecule: messenger RNA, 324 nt
Organism: Purpureocillium lilacinum
Lineage: Eukaryota; Fungi; Ascomycota; Sordariomycetes; Hypocreales; Ophiocordycipitaceae
Source: RefSeq, a predicted model, not a curated record